This is a messenger RNA of Cucumis sativus (cucumber), 2019 nucleotides long. RefSeq lists its product as hypothetical. The record is from RefSeq and is a predicted model, not a curated record. The transcript is spliced from 7 exons. Gene Ontology annotation, biological process: DNA-templated transcription termination. NCBI's taxonomy places the organism in Eukaryota, Viridiplantae, Streptophyta, Magnoliopsida, Cucurbitales, Cucurbitaceae. Bases 97 to 1920 code for a protein of 607 amino acids.
UUUGUGUGCUUGGAAAUAUUUGGAGGUUCGGUUCGGUUCUUCGUUUUUGAAUUUCAUUUAAGAGAUAGUUUGCGUUCUUCGGAAUUUGGGAGCUGGAUGGAUAAAUUUUCAGAGACUUCCAUGGACGAGGAUCUGUGGGAUUGGCCAUAUGAUCAAGGUUUCUCCUUUUUCGAUGCCAAUGAAAGCAGUUACAAUCUGGAAUCUGGAUGGCAGGCUGAUUUUUACUUUGGUAAUGGGAAAGAUGUUAUAGAAGAAAAUGCUAUGAAUGAAAAGUAUUGUGUUCAAGUACUGAAGAUUUUAAUACGGAAAGCAGAUGCUGACAUCGAUGAUCUUGAAGAAAAUCUGUUGUUGCUUCAAUGUAACCUGGCAUGGACAGAAAGUAGAAACCAAUUUGAAGCAUGCUGUACUGCUCUGAGAGAGAAGAUUGACGUUCUUGACCAUUCAAUGAAGAGCUUGAGACAAAGUGAUAAGAUUAAUACAAAUGAUCAGUCAUCAUUACAUAGACAACAGGCAGAGAAAUUGUACGAGAUUUUGAAGCCUUUUCUUGGAGACAAUUGUGAACAAGAUGAUGGGCAGGAUCAGCAUGCAACCGUGAACAACCAAAGUCCUGAUACUGAGAUGGAGUUGAUCAGUCCACUGUGUGAAACCUCAAGCAUUUUGGGGUCGAAAGUCAAAAGCGAAGAAACAGGAGUGAAGAGCAUUUUGUUGGCAGGGGAUACGAUGCCCAAUGGUUCAGUUCAAAAGCACAAGGAAAAUGAUUGCAUUCACGAUAUAGAAGUUAAGGCGAAAAUUACCACUGGUGGAUUUUGCUUAAAUUCAUUUGUGACUGAAGAAAAUAGUUGCUUGAAGACAGACGAUCGGAAACUUGUUUCAAAAGUAAAGAUUGAGGAAGCUAAGGAACACCUUAUAAAUAACUCAUCCAAGAGCAGAAGAUUGAAGUCAGCUUCAAAUGUAGUUGGCGAAUGCAACCUUCUAAAAGGACAGAAGCAAGGGAAAUCUGUUGCUGAAAAGGCCAACCCAGAUGUCCCAAGACAAAGAGAUGGACUCAGUGGAAGUAAAAGAUCUUUUGAUCCCAAUAUAGAGGAAAAGCUAAUUGAUUUUUUGUUGAGGACAAAGAGAAACAAGAGUGAUGCCGGGCCAGCUCUCCCUCAAUCCAUUGGAAUUGGUGCCUCCUCAUGUUUAUCUUCAAACACAAUAGGGAUGGUGGACAACUAUCUAAAAGCUUCGGAGACUCCAAAACCUGGUUCAUUUGACUCUUCAAAUGUUCUUAUAAUGUUGCUUACAAAACUGCAAGGUCAGCAGGGAAAUGUUAUGGUCAGAACCCACACCAAGGAGACCGACAAGUUAUUGCCGGAAGAUUCUAAUAAUGUUAAUGUUUCUCGUGAAAAGUCACAUUUGAACAUGGAUCAUAAGCGGAAAGCGUUUACUGAGAGGAGAGGAGAGAGCAAAUUACACACUUCUAUUUCAAAAGAGAAAAAGAGUCGAAAGACGGGAGCAAUUGGAGAAGAUGUCUCCUUAGAUCGGCCUCUUGAAUGGAAGCCUUCUCAGCCCAAGGCUGAGAUGCAGGAUGGUGCUUUUGACGUUGAGAAGAACUUAGGUCCUUUGUCCCAAAGCAAAGGGACUUCAAAAAUGCUGGUUGGUGAAGAGUUUAUAGAUUUAUCUCUUGUUGAUACUAGUUCAGAUCAAAUCAAACCCAACGGUGGAACUGGGGACGACAACCAAACGGUGAAGUCACGUGCCACCAUUGACGAUCAAAUAGCCAAAAUUUUAGCACUUUUACCUUCCUCAGCUCUCGAACUGCAGAAACUGACUCUAGUAGAUCUGAGGGUUAUUGCAAAGGAACUCAAUUUGACCAAAUAUCAUAAGCUUCGCAAAACGGUGCUGCUCGAUCUGCUUGUUAGCCGGUUGAAAAGCUAUUAGGUCAACAACAUAUUAUAUUGAGGUUGGUUUGUUUUAUUUUGUCUUUAAUCAGUUUCUUAGUUUAAUGGAAAAUCAUGUAAGAAAGAAAGGAUACACAUA